AUGAAGACCAACAACAAAUGGACUGAUAGUUCAUUUGAUCAACUCCUUGAGUUGUUGCAUUCGACAUUUCCACCAGACAACAAGGUUCCCCGUUCAUAUUAUUUAGCAAAAAAGAAACUGAAGAAGUUAGGUUUGGGGUACGAGUCAAUUCAUGUGUGCAAAAACGAUUGUUUUCUCUUCUGGAAGGAACACAAGUCAUUGCAAGUUUGUCUCAUUUGUAAAGAGAGUUGGUGGAUUGAUAAAAACACCAAGGGUAAGAAAGUAGCUCAUAAGGUGUUACGGUACUUUCCAGUGGCCCCUAGACUACGCCGUUUGUAUUGUUCACGGUACACUUCCAAAAAUAUGAUAUGGCAUAGUACUGGGAGAUCAGAAGAUGGUGUGAUGCGUAAUCCCGUUGAUGGAGAGUCUUGGCAAAAAUUUGAUGUAGAUUACCCUGACUUCUCGAGUGAACUUCGCAAUGUACGACUAGGGCUGGCAGCUGAUGGCUUUAAUCCAUUUGGUAACAUGUGUAAUCCGCAUAGUACGUGGCAGGUUGUACUCACCACUUACAAUUUGCCACCAUGGCUUUGUAUGAAAGAGUCAUCAUUCAUGUUGGCCUUGUCGAUUCCCGGCCCUAAAGCGCCUGGAAAGGACAUAGAUGUUUUCCUUAGGCCGUUAGUGGAAGAGCUUAAGUUUUUAUGGCAAUCAGGCGUACGCAUUAAAGACGCAACGACAAACACAUUCUUCACGAUGAAAGCUAUGUUGUUAUGGACAAUAAACGACUUUUCAGCUCGUAGUAGUUUAUCGGGCUGGAGCGGACAAGGGUAUAGAGCAUGCCUGACUUGCAAUGAAGACACUCCGUCGUACCGUGCAGUAAAUAAAGUCGUUUAUAUCGGUCAUCGUCGGUUCUUAGAUGUUGAUGAUCCAUUAAGGAUGAGUUUGAAAUUUAAUGGGCAACCAGAGACAAGACCCACUCUGAGACACUUUACUAAUGAAGACAUACAAGAGCAACUAGGUCGUAUAAUACUUCGUAAUCUGGGUAAACAUCCUAACACUCUCAAAGAAAACAUGGAUCGUCAAGGAUUCGAGUUGAACUGGUCGAAACGUAGCAUAUUUUUCGAGCUCGAGUAUUGGUAUUCUCUGCAGCUGAAGCACAACAAUAGAUUUGAUGCAUGUCGAGAAAAAUGUGGGUGA
Lactuca sativa (garden lettuce) is the source of this 1173-nucleotide messenger RNA. RefSeq lists its product as uncharacterized. The record is from RefSeq and is a predicted model, not a curated record. Lineage: Eukaryota; Viridiplantae; Streptophyta; Magnoliopsida; Asterales; Asteraceae.